ACCUCUCCCUGAAGGAGCUCGUCGACAAGUCCAGCAAGGCGACGGCUCAAGGGGAGGACCGCUCGGAUUCCGAGAAGAAGAUCGAUCUCCUCAAAUUCGUCGUCAAGACGCAGCAGCGGAUGCUCAGGCUUCACGUGCUCGCCAAAUGGUGCCAGCAGGUUCCAUUAGUCCACUAUUGUCAACAACUUGCUUCAACUCUGUCCAGCCAUGAUACAUGUUUCACUCAAACUGCGGAUUCUCUAUUCUUCAUGCAUGAGGGACUGCAGCAAGCUCGUGCUCCAAUAUUUGAUGUACCAUCUGCAAUUGAAGUCCUCCUAACUAGAGGGUAUAGCCGGUUGCCAAAAUGUAUAGAAAAUCUUGGAAUUCAAGCUACACUUCCAGAGGAUCAGCUUAAACCUGCCUUGAGAAAGCUGAAUACACUCGUGAGAUCCAAGCUUCUCGAAGUUUCCCUUCCAAAAGAAAUUUCUCAAGUGACAGUUUCCGAUGGUACUGCCAUCCUUCGUGUUGAUGGAGAGUUUGAAGUUUAUCUUACUUUGGGGUAUCGUGGACAUCUCAAUUUGUGGAGGAUUCUGCAUCUGAAGUUGCUUGUAGGUGAGAAUAAUGGGUUAGUUAAGCUCGAAGAAACACGAAGAUAUGCUCUUGGAGAUGAUCUGGAGCGCAGGAUGGCCGUUGCGGAGAAUCCCUUUAUGAUUUUGUACACGGUUCUUCAUGAACUCUGUAUUGCCCUUGUUAUGGACACUGUACUUAGGCAAGUUCAGAUACUGCGCCAAGGCAGGUGGAAAGAUGCUGUACGUUUUGAGCUCAUUGCUGAUGGUAAUGUGGGACAAGGUGGAAAUGCUACUUCUGUGCAGAUGGCCCAAGAUAUGGAGCUUGAUUCUACUGGCCAAAGGAUUCCUGGUCUGAAAAUUUUCUAUUGGUUAGAUUUCGAAAAGGGCCUAUCUGGACCUGCCUCUUCUUCACCCCCAUUUAUCAAAAUCGAGCGAGGACCAGAUUUGAAAAUAAAAUGUCUACACAGUUCAUUUGUCUUUGAUCCACUUACUGACAAAGAGGCUGAACUUUCACUUGACCAAAGCUGUAUUGAUGUUGAAGAACUUUUGCUGAGAGCUAUUGCUUGUCAUAGACAUACUCGUCUGCUUGAAAUCCAGAGGGAGUUGAGUAGGAAUGUUCAAGUCUGUCAAGCUUCAGGUGAUGUUAUUCUUAAGCGCGAGGGAGAUGAAAUUGAUACAGACUCAAGAAAGACAUCUGAAGUAUCAAAUUUGACCUUUAUCCAGCUGCAGAUGGAUGUCAGGCUUGCUGCUGAUAAAUGCUUUGGGGAUGAAGUACUGCAUGUUCGUGCCUAUGGCAUAUCAUAUGUCACUCUUGGAAUAAACAUCAGGAAUGGCCAUUUCUUACUGCAAUCCACACAAAAUAUCCUUGCACCGUCUGUAUUGUUAGAAUGUGAAGAAGCUUUAAAUGUGGGAAACAUGACUGCAACAGAAGUUUUUAUAAGUAUGAGAAGAAAAAGUAUCUUGCAUUUGUUUGCAUCAACUGGAAGGUCUUUGGGACUUGAGGUUUAUGAACAAUGUUUGACUACUCUGAGGAUCCCCAAGUCAAUGUUGCAUGGUUCAGAUUUAUUAUUGAUGGGGUUUCCACAGUGCGGAAGUUCUUAUUAUUUGCUAUUGCAACUUGAUAAGGAUUUUAAGCCACUUUUUUAUCUUUUAGAGAGUCGACCUGAGCAACGUGGAAAGUCGCAUAUAAUUAGUGAAGCCAAUUAUGUUUUCCGUCUUAACAAAGUCGACAUUAAUCAGAUGCAUGUGGUUGGGGAUGAAUCAAAUCUGGCCAUUCUUGAUUGGAAAAAGAUACAAUCUGUACCAGUAGGAGCGUCAAGUACCAUUGCUGAACACUCUCUUCUUUCUGACUUCGGGAUGGAUUCUUCCCCUCAGCUUUCCGGAUGCUCACAGUCAAAAUUUUCAUCUGUUGUUGAUGAAGUAUUUGAAUUCGAGAAAGUUAAAUCAGGACCUUCUCUUGUUUCCUCACUAUUUAAUGCGCCCUCCUUUUCACAGUUGAGCACUCUUUCAGCCAAUCAGCAAGGGAUGAGAGCUGGAAUCACACCCAAGCUGGAUGUAGGGAUGCAACAUCCUCAGAUUAGUAAUGCUACAAAGGCGUCUACUGCAAGUUUAAAUAGUUCAUUAUAUGGUGCAAACAAUUUAAAUGGUGUACUUAAUGCCAACAGUCUUCCUUCUUCAAGUCCUGGAAGGAGCUCAUCUAUUCAGAAACUCUCACAUUCAAAAUCUGAUCAAGAGUUAAGCACUGUUAGAUCUCCACAUCGGGUUGAAGUUAGCCAGUAUGCUGCUAAUGAUGUGGAUCAAUCACGAUCAGCAAACGAUUCUCCCAAAGAUAUAGAUUCUCUGAUAAGUGCAAAUCGACCAACACAAUCAUUGUCUCCCCUCCGAGCAAGUGGCUCUCUGAUGCAUAAUGUGAAACCAAAUAGCUCAAAGAGUCUGUCUGCUCGUGAUGCCUCUGGAUUUUCUAAAGGCCAGACAAGUGAACUCCAAAGUUCCCACAGUUCAGGUUCUAAAUCUGUUGCUACACAUGCCAAAGCUUCACGCAAGCGGUCACUCUCUGACAUCCGAAUGCUGAUUCCGUCGCUGCAAGGCCUAGAAGCUGAUGCCAAAUUAACCAAGAGAAGGAAAAUUGAAGAACCAGCACUGCACCAUAGUACUGCUCCCCAAGCACCUUUGUUGUUAUUGACAGGAAAAACUGCAGGAUAUGUGUAUGGAAGCCUACUUGCUGAUGCAAAUCAUGGGCUUGCCCCUUCAAAUAUAUAUGUAUCUGUCCUUCUCCAUGUUAUUAAGCAUUGUUCAUUAUGCAUUAAGCAUGCGCGAUUAACUAGCCAGAUGGAUGCUCUAGAGAUUCCAUAUGUUGAAGAAAUUGGUCAACGGGCUCCCUCCUCAAACUUAUGGUUUCGAUUGCCAUUUGCUAGAGAUGACUCUUGGAAGCACAUUUGUUUGCAGCUUGGGAAACCUGGAAGCAUGUAUUGGGAUGUCAAAAUCAGUGAUCCACAUUUUCAGGAACUGUGGGAACUUUAUAAAGGAAGUGCCACUACCCCAUGGGGUGGUGGUGUUCGUAUUGCUAAUACAUCAGAUAGUGAUUCGCACAUCCACUAUGACCCUGAAGGUGUUGUCUUGAGUUAUAAAACAGUAGAAGUUGAUAGUAUUCAGAGGUUGGUAUCAGAUUUGCAGAGGCUCUAUAAUGCUCGUUUAUUUGCUUGUGGCAUGCGUACGUUAAUUGGACUCAGAGGUGAUGAUAAGCAAGAUGAUAGUGUCACAAAGUCUGAGAAUAAAUUACAGUUUUUGUCUAAAGGAAAUAGUGAGGCUGGUCAUAAGUUAUCUGAACAGAUGAGGAAAACGUUCAAGAUUGAAGCGGUUGGUCUUAUGAGCUUGUGGUUUAGUUAUGGUUACAUGCCUGUGAUGGCACAUUUUGUUGUUGAAUGGGAAGCUGGUAAGAAUGGAUGCACAAUGCAUGUGUCUCCUGACCACCUCUGGCCUCAUACCAAGUUUUUAGAGGAUUUCAUUAACGGUGGCGAGGUUGCAUCCUUCUUGGACUGCAUCAGGCUAACUGCAGGUCCUUUGCUUGCUCUUGCUGCUGCAAUACCCCCUGCUCGGAUGUCUGGUCCUGUUUCUGCUAGCACUACAUCCAUUCCUAAGCAGAGCAAUUUGAUCCCAUCACAAGGACUACUACCAAGUGCUCCUUCAACAUCUGCUAUCGGAUCUGUAUCUUCUGCACCUGUAGGAAAUGCUGUUGCCUCCUCACUUGGCAGUCAGAGUCUUCAUCAUGCUGCAACCUUAUCUGCUGCCAUCAGAGGUGGUUCAGGCACUGUUCCAAGCUCAUUAUUACCUAUCGACGUCUCUAUAGUUCUACGAGGUCCAUAUUGGAUAAGGAUUAUAUACCGUAAGAAAUUUGCUGUAGACAUGCGUUGUUUUGCUGGAGAUCAAGUAUGGUUGCAGCCAGCAACACCUCCCAAAGGGGGGCCUGCAGCUGGUGGAUCACUGCCAUGCCCACAGUUCAGACCUUUUAUCAUGGAGCAUGUUGCUCAGGGUCUUAAUGCUCUGGAACCCAAUGUAGCUGGUGGCUCACAUGUAGGUGGGCAUUUCAACUCAGGCAGUGCCAGCCAAGGUCCAGGAACUCAACCAAUGGCACCUAACAGCAUCCGCCCAAAUGUGGGACCAGGUAGUGGAAUGCCUAGGCCAAAUUCAAUAACUGGAAGCCAGGUUACUGGCAACCUAAGCCGAAUUAGCAAUGCUAUCUUGCCAUCAUCUGGUAUGCCUUCAGGGGUCUCUGGAGUACCUGUACGUGCCGGUACAGGUGUCCCUGUACAUGUUAGAGGGGAACUAAAUACUGCCUUCAUCGGGCUGGGAGAUGAUGGUGGUUAUGGAGGUGGAUGGGUUCCCCUUGCUGCCCUUAAAAAAGUUUUACGAGGAAUUCUUAAAUAUCUUGGAGUUUUAUGGCUCUUUGCACAGCUGCCGGACCUGUUGAAGGAGAUACUGGGUUCAAUCCUAAAAGAGAGUGAAGGUGCACUUUUGAAUUUGGACCAGGAGCAGCCAGCUUUGCGUUUCUUUGUGGGGAGCUAUGUAUUUGCUGUAAGCGUUCACAGAGUCCAGCUCCUUCUGCAAGUCCUGAGUGUGAAGCGUUUCCAUCCUCAGCAACAGCAAGGCCAAACCAGCGCUCAUGAAGAACUAACUUCAUCCGAGAUCAGCGAGAUUUCCGACUACUUUAGCCGGCGAGUAGCUUCAGAGCCAUACGAUGCCUCCAGAGUCGCAUCUUUCAUCACCCUUCUCACUCUCCCCAUCUCAAUCCUCAGAGAAUUCCUGAAACUAAUUUCUUGGAAGAAAUCAUUAUCUCAGGCACAUAAUGGAGAUGUAACCUCAGCCCAAAGAGCUCGAAUCGAGUUGUGCCUUGAGAAUCAUUCAGGAGACGACAACUCGGAAGUCUCAUCUGCAUCGAGGAGUAAUAUCCAUUAUGACCGAGCUCAUAAUUCAUUGGAUUUUGCCUUAACUUUUGUCCUUGACCACGCUCAUAUACCUCACAUAAAUGCUGCUGGGGGAGCUGCUUGGUUACCUUAUUGUGUUUCUGUGAGGCUUAAAUACUCAUUUGGGGAUAGUACAAACAUUUCUUUUCUGGAAAUGAGUGGGAGUCAUGGAGGUAGAGCUUGCUGGUCACGGGUUGAGGACUGGGAGAAAUGCAAGCAGAGGCUUAUUAGAGUAGUGGAAUUUGCAAAUGGGAAUUCUGCCGGAGAUGUUAAUCAAGGUAGGCUGAGACUAGUUGCAGACGCCCUGCAGAAAACUUUGCAACUUUUACUACAGCAGCUGAGAGAUGGUUCCCUUUCUUCUGCCUCCAUUGGAACUUGAACUAUGAUUUUUCACCGGUAAAGGCAUGCGAGAACAUCUUGGCACUUGGUGCAUCGAGGGAUAUGCGGUGAAAAGUUGCUCAUACUUCAAUUAUCAGUAUGGUGAUAUUUGAAUAUGACUUGGAAAUACCAUUCUGCAUACUUGGUUUGUAGAUUGUGGGAUGCUUUGUUGUUCGGUUUGAUGGCAUAUUUGAUGUAUAGAAACAGGGAUAUCAAGUUCAUGGUCUCUCUGCAGGGUGUUGAGAUCUCUUUGUACAGUUAUGUAACCUAUAGGAGGAUCAGCUAGAAGUCUACUCUGCACAUGGUGGUAAUGAGGUAAAUCCUCCGAUAACUCACCUGGAAAUGGAAGAUAGCUGAAGUUGUUGCACUGAGAAUUGCCCUUUGAGAAAGAUGCAGACUCGUGUCCAUUUCCGAGGAAUGAUGGAACUUCUACGGGCUUUUGUUGGUGCUGAUUGCCACUGUGAUUCAUCCGUAGCAGAUUUAUCACUGUUGUCUUUUCCUCUUGACGAACAAAAUUUUAUGAAAAUAAUGAAGACAAAUUUGGAGGGCAGCGACUAUGAAGAAGACUUCAUGAAGCACUGUGGUGGGAAGUUUGGUUCUCAGCAGCCCAAACGUUUCCAAUUUCUAUUUUUCUUGUAUAAUAGUUUGGGAUUCUUUACAGAAUUGGUAGAAAAACGACUUAUCUUGUGACAAGGACAACAUUAGUUAAGAAACUGAAUUUAAGAGUACCAGUCAUUUUAUUUCUUUAGAAUUUUGUUCCCCGUCUUUGCAGGUAAUGUGUAACAUUUACGGCAUAAAGAAUUGCAUAAAUUGUCUGUACAUCACAAUGCAAUUUUGGGUUGAGAUUA
Molecule: messenger RNA, 6234 nt
Organism: Asparagus officinalis (garden asparagus)
Lineage: Eukaryota; Viridiplantae; Streptophyta; Magnoliopsida; Asparagales; Asparagaceae
Product: mediator of RNA polymerase II transcription subunit 14
Exons: 8
Coding region: 120-5387 (1755 amino acids)
Biological process (GO): regulation of transcription by RNA polymerase II
Cellular component (GO): core mediator complex; mediator complex
Molecular function (GO): transcription coregulator activity
Source: RefSeq, a predicted model, not a curated record